CAUCUAUUAUUUUUAGUGUCCUAACCUCUCUAAAAGAAUUUACGACUAUAAGUUGCUAUAAAUAUAAUUCUCGUGAUAAGUAAAAGCAAGUACUAAGUUGCUAGAUGUCUGUGCAACAGGUGUACACGUCUGCAAACAAUAUUAAGCUGUAAAUACUAAAUAAAUAUUAAAAAUUUUUGGGAAAUUUUUAAAUGGACUGUGGCGUUGUUACACGAGGCACUCGGGUACUAAUCACCGGCCCCCCAUCCAUAGGAAAGACGACAAUAUGUAAAAAAUUGAUCGCGCUGAUGGAGAAUCGAAAUUUUAAUUUUGACGGCUUUUACACUGAAGAGAUUCGAAAUCAAAAUGGCGGCAGAAUUGGUUUUGACGUGGUUCCACUGAAAAAUUUGAAUGGGAGAUCAAUUUUGGCACGCGCUGGAAAUCUGGCGGGCGAAGUUCGAAAUAGAGGCAGAAGAAAACCAACGAUUGGCAAUUACUGUGUUUUCGUUGACGAUUUUGAAAAAACCGCGUUACCAAUUUUCGAUUCGAACACAGACGUGUUAAUAAUCGAUGAAAUUGGAAAAAUGGAAUUGUUAAGUGAAAAAUUCUUUGAAGCAGUGUCAAAAUUAUUUCAAACAAAUUCGAAAUUGCCAUUUAUAAUAGCUACCGUGCCUCUGAUGUCGAAAGUUAAAAAUUCGAGAAAGUACUCUUCGUUUUUCGAGGAAAUCCACAAAGACAAACGGAGCAUAGUUAUCACCGUGAAUUCUCAAAACAGAGACAAAGUUCCUGAACAGAUCCUCCAAAUAAUUUCCUAAUUAUUUAUCCAUAGUAAGGAUUAAUUUAAUUUUAAUAAUAAAUUUAAUUCCUUAUUCAAUAAUCCUACUUCAUUUACGGAUAGCUGCUACUACUUAUAGUAUCUGACCCAAUUUCAGUUCAUUUAACAAUUACAAUUAUAAGGCCCAAAAUAAUGGAUUUAUUAUAAGGCCAAAUAAAUGUUUUACUUCACAGUCGAAAUUAAUAACUAGUAUUCCUAUUUAUGAAAAUACGCAUACAUAUCUUCCGAAGGAAAAUACGUAUAUAUCUUAUAAUAACAAGAACGAAAAGAAAGAUGA
Ceratina calcarata is the source of this 1091-nucleotide messenger RNA. Its product is annotated as nucleoside-triphosphatase THEP1. Bases 192 to 794 code for a protein of 200 amino acids. Lineage: Eukaryota; Metazoa; Arthropoda; Insecta; Hymenoptera; Apidae. The record is from RefSeq and is a predicted model, not a curated record. Gene Ontology annotation, molecular function: ATP hydrolysis activity. The transcript is spliced from 5 exons.